AUGGCCGGCUCCGGACCCCGCCUUCCGGGGACCCCCCUGGAACCAGACCCUUCCGGGGGCCCUGCCUGGACCCCUGCCGCUGUGGGCGGCCUCCGGGCCGCAUUCUCCAGGUCGCUGUUCUUUGCCCCCCUCCAGAGCCUCAAAGGCUGGGACCACAUGUUCACGCUGGACUUCUGGACCAUCAUGGACAACCGCAACCACAGCUCCGUGCCCCCCUCGGUGCGGGUGACGCACCGUGUGGCCUCGGCAGCGACCACUCUGCGGUGUCAGGCUCUGAGCUUCUACCCCCCCAACGUCACCAUGACGUGGCUGAAGGACCGGCAACCCCUGGACGCCAAGGACGCGGAGCCCAUGGACCUGCUGCCCAACGGGGACGGGACCUACCAGGCCCAGGUGGCCCUGGCCGUGCCCCCUGGGGAGGAGCAGAGAUAUGCCUGCCAGGUGCAGCACCCCGGCCUGGAGCAGCCCCUCACUGCCACCUGGGAGCCCUCCAUGUCGGGCGCCCUGGUCUUUGGCGUCAUCUGCGGGACCCUCAUGAGUGUCAUCAUCGUCAUCUUCUUCACUGGGGUUUUGUUCAGAUUCCUGCGGAGGAGGCAGGCUUCCCGAAGGACCCUGGGGAGCUAUGUCCUCGCCGACCGUGAAUGAGGGGCAGCCUGCAGACCCCGUGGGAAGGAGCCGGUAGGAGACUCAGGGCGGGCGCCCGGGUGACCUUGGUGCUGGAGGACAGCCUGCACCCGCAGAUGGGAGCCGGCCCAGGAACCCCAGCUCUCUGCAGUCCCCCGAUUAGGUUUUGGUUCCUACCUGCCGACACCCUGCGGCUCUGUAGGUCCCAGGCUGCAGGGGAGCCUGCCUCGGUUUCCCGCCCCUGCGACUCCACGCGCCGGCUCAUCUCAGCUCCUUCCUCCGCAGCGAGGCUCCUGAAGUUUGCUGGACUCGGGAUUCUCUGGAAGCUGCGAGCAAAGCCUGCGGCUUCUCUCAGGGCAUCCGUCCUCCUACCGCGAAUGUGCGCAGGUGCACGCACUUCCCGGACCCGUUUCCUUUCGAUCCUCCCCGUCUCUGUCCUCCAGUGGCCCCUCUGUCCCCGCCCUCUGGUCUCCUGUAUGGAGAGGGACCAGGGUCCUUACACCGGCCCUUGACCACGAAUGAAACACGCGGCCCUUUGGUGCAAGGGGUGACGCUCUAACCACUCAACAACACUGGCCAGGGCUGGCCUGUGCUUUCUUGCUGCUGCUGCAUAUAUUUGGUUGCAAAGCCGUGGCACCAAGCCUUCUGUCUCAGAGGGCAGGUACCUCACGAGAUCAAAUAUAGCUCAAAAGUGUGCUGGUAGGUACUCAAUUUGGGCAAAGAGAUCUCAACUAUUUUUUUUCAGUUGGAUAAAGAUACAUGUACCAUGUGCUUGCUAUAGAAACGUUGAAAAGAAAUUAACCUGAAACUAUCAUUCCACUAGCCAAUGAUAAUCUCUAUGAAUCAUGUGUGCUCCUCAGUCUUAUUGCUGUAGGAAAAUAUAAAAAGCAUCCAGUGCACAUAUUUUAAUAAAUGCAUGAUGAAUUGUGU
Messenger RNA from Myotis davidii, 1554 nucleotides. Its product is annotated as hereditary hemochromatosis protein homolog. The transcript is spliced from 5 exons. The record is from RefSeq and is a predicted model, not a curated record. Gene Ontology annotation, molecular function: transferrin receptor binding. Bases 1 to 645 code for a protein of 214 amino acids. Gene Ontology annotation, cellular component: external side of plasma membrane. Lineage: Eukaryota; Metazoa; Chordata; Mammalia; Chiroptera; Vespertilionidae. Gene Ontology annotation, biological process: antigen processing and presentation of endogenous peptide antigen via MHC class I via ER pathway, TAP-independent; antigen processing and presentation of endogenous peptide antigen via MHC class Ib; response to iron ion starvation.